AUGUCAGCUCCGGGAGACGUUUACAUUCACGAUGUCCUCAAGAAAUCGAGCCUCCCCGAUUCGAAGUUGAACAGGAUAUCCUGUCAAUUAACGCAAAACAAGAUUCGGGGUGGCGCUCAGGCGAUGCUUUACGCUGUCGGUUUGAGUGAGGACGAUAUGAACAAGCCUCAGAUUGGGAUUUCUCCAGUGUGGUGGGAAGGGAACCCAUGUAACUCUCACCUUCUUGACCUUGCCAAGCACGUAAAGGAAGGUUGUAAAGCAGAGGAUCUUGUUGGUCUUAUCUUCAAUACCAUUGGCGUCAGCGACGCGAUUACGAUGGGAACAGAUGGAAUGAGAUAUUCUCUGCCAAGUCGAGAUAUCAUUGCAGAUUCAAUCGAAGCUGCUCAACAUUACGACGCCAACAUCUCAAUACCAGGGUGUGACAAGAACAUGCCAGGUUGCUUCAUCGCCGCAGUCCGUCAUAAUCGACCAACGAUCAUUGUUUACGGUGGAACUAUUCAACCGGGCGUCCGGCAUGUCGAUUGCCCUUCGAUGGGCAAGGAAAAAGGUGGAUCAGUGAAUAUCUCUGACGCAUUUGAAUCUUAUGGGGCAUUCGCCGUUGGAAAAAUUAACGACGUGGAGCGAUUUGAUGUCGUUCGCCACGCAUGUCCUGGCGCAGGGGCUUGUGGAGGCAUGUACACUGCGAACACCAUGAGUUCAGCCCUUGAGGCUCUUGGGAUAUCUUUGCCCUAUUCAUCGAGCACGCCAGCCCUGUACCCCGAGAAGGUUCAAGAGUGUUUUCGAGCAGCAAAGUAUUUAAAACGUUUGCUUGAAUUAGAUCUGAAGCCCAAGGACAUUUUGACCCGAAACUCGUUUUUAAAUGCUAUCGUCAUCAUAACCGUUCUCGGUGGCUCCACGAAUGCAGUUUUGCACUUGCUAGCUAUGGCUCGCGCAGCUGAGGUAGAACUCACAAUCGAUGACUUCCAAAUGAUUGCAGACAAAACGCCUUUCCUGGCCGAUUUAAUGCCUUCAGGGAGGUAUUAUAUGGAGGAUAUCCACAAGAUCGGAGGAAUCCCUGCCAUUCUGAAAUACCUAUUGAACCACACCGAUCUUAUCGAUGGGACACAGAUGACGGUGACCGGGCGUACUUUGGCAGAAAACCUCGCAGAUGUACCUGAGCUCGAGUUCGAUAAGCAAGAUGUUGUUCGAAGCUUGAGCAAUCCUAUCAAGAAAACGGGCCAUAUCACGAUCAUGCGGGGAAAUCUAGCUCCAGAGACGGCCGUAGCCAAACUCACAGGGAAAGAAGGUCUCAAAUUUGAGGGAAUUGCGAGAUGCUUUGAUAGCUUGGAUGGAUUCUAUCCAGCGCUUGAGGCGGGUGAGAUCAAGGCAGGCACGGUGCUUAUCUUUAGGUAUCAAGGACCAAAAGGUGCACCCGGUAUGCCCGAGAUGCUUGGUCCAACAGGAGCCAUUGCAGGCGCUGGACUUGCUCGUUCCACAGCCUUAAUAACAGAUGGUCGCUUCUCAGGAGCCAGUCGAGGAUUUAUCAUAGGUCACGUCGUGCCGGAAGCCCGUGUUGGAGGACCUAUCGCACUCGUUAAGAAUGGGGACCGAAUCGUCAUUGAUUCCGAGACCCGAACGAUCAACUGGCUGGUUGAUGAGAACGAACAAAAACUGCGCAAGGCAGAAUGGGAUGCCUCAGAGAAUUCGAAAUUCAAUGUCGGGCGGGGUGUACUUUUGAGGUACGCUCGAGAUGUCGCACCGGCCAACCUUGGAGCAUAUUGCGAUUGA
This is a messenger RNA of Laccaria bicolor S238N-H82, 1767 nucleotides long. RefSeq lists its product as uncharacterized. The coding region runs from base 1 to 1767 and encodes 588 amino acids. Gene Ontology annotation, cellular component: mitochondrion. NCBI's taxonomy places the organism in Eukaryota, Fungi, Basidiomycota, Agaricomycetes, Agaricales, Hydnangiaceae. The transcript has 22 exons. The record is from RefSeq and is a predicted model, not a curated record. Gene Ontology annotation, biological process: branched-chain amino acid biosynthetic process. Gene Ontology annotation, molecular function: dihydroxy-acid dehydratase activity.